Etheostoma cragini (Arkansas darter) is the source of this 5343-nucleotide messenger RNA. RefSeq names its product solute carrier family 45 member 4. The record is from RefSeq and is a predicted model, not a curated record. Bases 1120 to 3765 code for a protein of 881 amino acids. Gene Ontology annotation, cellular component: membrane. The transcript is spliced from 16 exons. Gene Ontology annotation, molecular function: sucrose:proton symporter activity. Lineage: Eukaryota; Metazoa; Chordata; Actinopteri; Perciformes; Percidae. Gene Ontology annotation, biological process: transmembrane transport.
AGUCCUUUAAAGGCGUAUUUAAAGCCCUGGCUUCAGUUGCAGGAGUAGCGGACAACCUAUGCAACAAAAUUUGCCGCAGAGCCGAGCGACUGUCCGACUCUGAGCGGACAAAAACACGGAGCCAGCGGCUGACACAACCUGGCGAGGUACGACUGCAGGGCUUAAAAUUGCAGUCUGGACCAAAACUUCAACAUCUCAAUUAAUGAAGCUUUUAAGGCCUUUUGAUUGAUCAGCCAAUCGAUGGGGAUUUUCAGAGGAGCUCCGCCCACCUUCGCUGCCUGCCCUCCUCCUCCUUCCCAUUCCCCCCACGGGCUCUUCUUUGCCCCCACCCACUCCGUCAUCCAGACCUCCAUCCAGCCCUCAAUCCAGCCCUCUAUACACAAAAUGACUCUGAAACUUACUGAAUGGUCUUCUAUAUGGAUUUUUACAGCUUGUAAUAGACAGUAAGAAAAAGAGGGGGAGAAACCUCAAUGACAAUAAAGCCAUAAACACACACACACACACACACACACACAUAUACACUCUCACACAUACAGUACACACACAAACAUACCUGACACACACAGAAAGAAGCACUUUUUCUUGGAAUGUACCGCACGUCUUCCUGUGAAAAUUCAACUGCUUCCUUAAUUUCUCUGUAUUUUGUACAAGCCUUUGGAAAGCUGAUUUUCUUUUUCAACUCUGGGACUAAACAAAAAAGCGGAAAGGGAGAUCAACAGCUGCAGUGUUUUGGGCGGACAACUUGUUCAGAGGGACAACGGAUUGCUGAGUUUUUGGUUUUGUUUUCUAUACUUUAACAUGCUAGAUCAUACAUAAUAGAUCUCUUUUCUCUUCAUUUAUUUAUUGACACUAUCCAUCACAGGUUUUUUAUUCCAGUGGUAUUAGCACUGCAUACAUUUUAAAGCAGUAAUAAUCAUACUUUCUAGCCAGUUAGUACCACAGGCUACAAUUUAUUGCUUGUAAAGAUUGUAAUUAAUUCACUACUAAACUACUACUAUUUUUAUAGAAACUACAUAUGCAGGGACAUAGUAUUGUUUUUUUCCUUUGGUAGCUACAGGUAAUUGUUUUCCAAUUUGUCAGCUUGUUAGAGGGGCAUUGUUUUUUUUCUUCAUUGCAUGCAUGCCCUCCACCAUGCCUCCACAAAACACAGAGGCCGCUGCUAUGCAGGUCGGAUCUCUGGUGGGCGGGGCUAACGGCAAAAACUCCGCUGCAUCGGGCUUGGGCAUGGAGAAAGCAGGCGAUGAGGCGCAUGGAUCAGGGGGCAGCAGAGGUCGAGGAGGGGAGGAGUCAGUGAGCGAGGGAUCGGUCGAAGGCAUACCCUUGAAGAGAUGGGUGAUGCAUGGGGCCGUGAUGUUUGGCAGGGAGUUCUGCUACGCCAUGGAGACGGCGCUGGUUACACCUGUACUGCUGCAAAUAGGUCUUCCAGAGCAGUACUACAGUCUGACGUGGUUCCUCAGUCCGGUCCUCGGUCUCAUGUUCACUCCUCUGAUCGGCUCGGCCAGCGAUCGCUGCACUCUGCGAUGGGGCAGGAGGAGGCCGUUUAUCCUGGCUCUCUGUAUAGGGACCCUGUUAGGAGUGGCACUCUUUCUGAAUGGAUCGCUGAUAGGUUUGGCCAUGGGAGAUGAGCAGGGGAGACAACCAAUAGGAAUUGUUCUUACUGUGCUGGGGGUGGUGGUGUUGGACUUUUCUGCGGAUGCAACUGAGGGACCAAUCAGAGCGUACCUGCUAGACGUGGCAGACACGGAGGAACAAGACAUGGCCCUUAACAUCCAUGCUGCCUCAGCGGGUCUUGGUGGUGCAGUUGGCUACGCCCUUGGAGGUUUAGACUGGACGCACACCUUCCUUGGAGUCAUCUUCAAGUCCCAGGAACAAAUCCUGUUCUUCUACGCUGCGGUCCUCUUCUCCGUCUCUGUUGUUUUACAUCUCUUCAGCAUCGAGGAGCAGCAGUACUCGCCCCAACAGGACAGGCUGGAGCAGGAGACUCCAGAUCGCACUAAACUGCAACCAUCAACCAAUGGCAGGACUGGACUUCCCGCUCCCAAGCUGGAAUUGAUUGGAGAGGAUGAAACAAUGGACAGCUAUGACCUCUAUGACCCUUGUGGAGACAACUUCUCAGAGCGGGGGGAUAUGGAUAUGGACUUCCUAGAGAUGGAGCUUGUGAGAAGUAAGAGUGACAGUGUUCUAGCCAUUGCAGAUGCCACUCUCGACCACAUGGACCACGAAGCAUUGUUUCUUUGCCAAAUAGAGCCGUCCAUCUUCGCUGACCGCCUCUCGCCCUAUCACGGCUCGCCCCCUACGAGUGGUAAUUUCUUCAAUGCCAAUCGCAGCACUCCGCCACCGCGGUUUGGCAACAUCAGGCGCAACAGCAGCGCAGGAAGUCAAGACCUGCUCCAAACCAACAAACACCAUACACACGCUACCACCCCUAGGAUUUCCCGCCUCUCUGCUUUCCUACAGGAAAUGGAAAAUGACGAAGGUGAGGAGGCGUUACUGAAUAACCAGCUCAAUGAGCAGCGGACACUAAACGGGCGGCUCUUAGCCACUGUAACUAAUCCUGAUGGGGAUGGCACUAACAUGCUGAGCUCUAAAGGACAGGCACAUCGCGCUGGGAUGGUCAAAGCUUCCAGUACUGGAGCCCCCAUGCGGCAGUCCCAUCACCGCCACGUCUUCUACCGCCAGCCGUCCUACACCUUCUCCUAUUAUGGUAGAGUUGGGAGCAAUCGCUACCGCUAUCGCCGGGCCAAUGCCGCUUAUAUCAUCAAGCCGUCUCGCAGUAUGAACGACCUGUACGAAGUGGAGGCCAGACACAGGAGGAAUCACAGGCAGAGAAACAGACACCGCAGCGGAAACACCAACUCCUCCAGCGGGGAUACAGAGAGCGAAGAAGGAGAGGUUGAGACCACUGUGCGGCUGCUGUGGCUCUCCAUGCUGAAGAUGCCUCCCGAGCUGCUGCGCCUGUGUGCCUGUCACCUGCUCACCUGGUUCUCCAUUAUUGCCGAGGCUGUCUUCUUCACUGACUUCAUGGGACAAGUCAUCUACCAUGGAGAUCCUACUGCUCCUGCAAACUCUACUUUAUUGGAGGAUUAUCACAAAGGAGUUCAGAUGGGAUGUUGGGGACUAGUUAUAUAUGCCAUGACUGCUGCCACAUGCUCAGCUAUCCUUCAGAAGUACCUUGACAAUUUUGACCUCAGCAUUAAGGUCAUCUACAUCUUGGGAACGCUUGCAUUUGCCAUAGGAACUGCUGUUAUGGCAAUCUUUCCUAAUGUGUAUGUUUCCAUGGUGAUGAUCAGCAGCAUGGGCAUCAUCUCCAUGAGUAUCUCCUACUGUCCUUAUGCUCUGCUGGGACAGUAUCACGAAAUGAAAGAGUACAUCAGGCACAGUCCUGGUAACUCCCGGAGAGGCUUUGGCAUAGAUUGUGCUAUCUUAUCCUGCCAGGUGUACAUCAGUCAGAUCUUGGUGGCUUCAGCCCUGGGUGCUGUCGUGGAGGCUGUUGGCAGCGUCCGUGUCAUUCCCAUGGUGGCCUCUGGGGGCUCCUUCCUCGGAUUCUUGACCGCCCUCUUCCUGGUCAUUUACCCGACCCCUAACGGGGAUGGGGAAUCCGCCAAAGCUUCAAAACGGUCCUUGACUAAGCUGGAGAAUCCCAACACUGACGAAGUGGCUGUUACAGUGGUUACAGAAAAACCCAGCUUCCUGAAACUCAACAAGAAGGGCCAGCCAACCACCACCAUCUCUUCCUGUCACACAGAGAAUGAGUCUUCUCUGUGAUUGGUUGGCUUGAGACAACAGACUUGUUGCUGCAGAACCAACUAACUUCACUUUUGAAACGUUCACUGAUGGAAAGACAUAUUGACACCCCCGUCCUCAUCAUGCUGGAGUUUACAGACACAAAGAAGAGAGAGGAGGGCCGUCGGUGUGCACUUGGUCUACUCUAGGUUUCUGUUCUUGCUUUUACAGGCUUUUUCUGAUUUGGUGUUUAUUGAUUUGCUGAAGAAAAACACUUUAUCUGAUGUGGGACCAGUGUCACACCAGACCAACUUACUCUACAAAAAAACGCGUUCAGGUCCCAGUGCUGUUUUUAGCCAUCAUAGAAAUUCCUACCACAUAGCCUCAUACAUAUAGCCUCCACGGACGUUUGACUGAUCCAUCCGGGUUGUCCAGAAGUGAAUAAUCCAUUGGUCAAGGUUUAACGGAAAAGUUGUCUCUGUCUCUCAGGGCCUCUAGGAGGUGCUACUGAGCAGCCACCUGGACAGGAAACUUCAGGGGACUAACACACACACACACACACACACACACACACACACACACACACACACACACACACACACACACACACACACACACACACACACACACACACACACCUCUUUAUCUGGGGUUACGCAAUCGAAAACAUUGUUGAUGAACAUUAGUCCUCGAAGCUGCAAUCAUUCAAAAAUGCUGAAAAUAGUUUUUCCUCGCUGUAGGAUCAGCUUGAAUCUUUGCUAAGAUGAUGCAAGCGAGAUCAAUGAGAGUGUGUGUGUCUGCUGACGUUUCACCAAAAUAAACCCAAUCGCACACUCAGAUUUGGGGGAAUUCCACUGGACUUUGCGACAGUAGCUUUAAGACUUCGAGACUUUUGGAAGUGUAAUUUUCGGAAACUAAGAGUCCGAAGCCUGGUUCCUGGCAGAAAAUUAUCGAUUUUUACGUCCCCAGAAGGAUUGCAAAUGAGUGUUUUUUAUUUCAUUUUUUUGCUGUCCUUCCAAUGGCAGGAGUCCUGAAGUCUUUAAUUUAGCCUUUGCUCCAAGGCAACGUUGACAAUAGGCUCUGCUCAGGAGUUGCCUGUAUAUUGAGGGUCAAGAACACAGAUGUGUAUUGAGGGAAAUUCCAGGAAAGAAUAAGCGCUGAUGCAAUAUGUGCAGUAUACAGGGCAUUACAAUCCCAAAUAUUAUUUUCAUGAUUUGUUGAGGGGCCAGAAUGAUACCUAUUUUUGUUUUAAAUAAUCUAGGCUAACCUACAUGCUGCAUGUUAGAGGAGCAGAGAAGAGACAAACCAAACACUAGAGAAGUAGAGAAGCGAGAUGCUGACUUUCUACUUUCUCUUGCUUAUUUUUUAUAUUUUAUUUUUUAGAAAAUGCUGUUAGUACAAUGCUAGUCACUAACUGCACAUUAGCUGAGCCAUUGUUUGAAAGAGUGUUAAACAGCAUUAAGUUUGUAAAGCCUUGUUUUUAAAAUCCUCUUCAGGAGUUGGAUUCAUGCAUCUUAGGUCACCAGCAGGACGGGGCUUCCAGUGGAUCCAUUAACUCUACCAGUAAUCGUCAAGAGUCUGGAAUGGGACACAGGAGUAUUAGAGUGGAUGCUAGGUAUA